AACGUCGAAAAAAUUUCUAUCAACACAAGAGAGAGAAAGAAAGAUAAAGACCUCAAUAAAAAACACACAACUGUCAACUGUCAAGCAUAAAAAAAAUAAACAAUCAAUUAAAAUCAUUAAUUUAUAACAAUUACAAAUUUAAAAAAAACCGGUUGCAUUAAAAUAUUAUUUAAAAGAUUAUUUUGAAUUUAUUUAUCAAAGUCAUGAUUGUCAUUGAACGACAUACAAAAAAUGCCAAAUAAAUUGUUUAUAAAUUUGUUGAUAAAUAUAAUUAAUAAAAAAUGAUGACGCCAAUGAGUGAGGAUGGUGGUCCUUUACGUGAAUGGUCACCAUUAACAAAUCUACUUCAAAAAAUACCAUUAAAAUUACAAAAUGGUUUAUUUACACAAAAUAUUAAUUUAACAUGCAUUGAUGUACUACCAGAAUUCAUUGCAAUUGGUACAGAUUGUGGUAUUGUUUACUGGUACAAUCGUGAGACAAAUGACAUGCAAAAAUUAAAAUGUGAAUAUCCAAAUAGUACCAACAAUAACAACAAUAAAAUAACAUGCAUAAAAAUUAUAUCAACAGUUGAUUAUAUGAUUGCAAUUGGCAAUAGUAAUGGAGUCAUAACAAUCUUUCAAGUACCAAAAAAUAUACCAGAAUCAUUAUCAGACAUAAUAAUACAAAAUAAAAAAAAACAAAUUGAAAGAUAUAAUAUUUGUGGUUUACAUAAUUGUCAAAUAACAACAAUUGAAUGGUCAAAAAAUGGUAUGAAAUUAUUCACUGGUGAUGCUAAUGGUAUUGUUGUUUUAACUGAAAUUGAUUUUUUCAUGCACUUAUCAAAAUCAAGUGAAUUGUUAAAUGAAAAACAAACAAUUGUACAGUUAUCAUAUCACCAUGGACUACUACUAGUAUCAACGAGUUAUCGAACAAUACUAGUUGAUAACAAUAACAACAAUAAAAUAAUCCAAAUUGGCCAAAAAGAACGUAAAUCAUUGGGUAAAUAUGGUGCUGUAUUUUCAUCAUCAAAUUAUAAUAAAUCAAUAGAGAGUCAAUUGAUAUAUGCAUGUCGUCCUGGUUUAAGAUUAUGGCAAUCAAAUGAAAAUGGUAUUGUUGAAAAAACAUUGAUGUUUAAAGAUUCACUAAAAACAAUUAGCAAUGAUGUGAUAUUGCUAAAUCCAGUAUCAGAUAUUAUCAAAAAACAACGUAGUGAAUCAUCAUCGUCAUUUGGUAUAUUAUUACCAUUUAAUGAUGAUUUAUUUAUAACAUAUUGUAAUGAUAUUAUUUAUGUUAUUAAUCCAAUAACAAUAUCAAUAACAUCAGCUAUUUGUGAUUUGAGAAAAGUCAUUGAUGUGUCAUGCACAAAAGAUGAAAUAUUUAUUCUUGAAGGUGAUAGAAAUAUUAUUAGAUUAUCAUAUUAUCCAGAUAAAAAUAACAGCAAUGAUAAUAAUGAUUAUAAUAAUUUAGUAACAACAAGUAUAAUUGAUUUAAAAAAUAAAAUUAAAGAUAAUUCAAUUGUUACAAAUAUACCAUUUUAUAAAAUUACUAAAAAUAAUAUUAUACAAGCAAUUAGCUCGGUACCAAGUGAACCAACAGAUGGUCUUGAUCCAAGAGCAAUUGUAGCUGAAGAAGCUAUUGAAGAAGAAAUAGCUAGAAUAAUUGAUACUGAUAUCAUUGAUGAUAUUAAUAUUGAAACUGAUAUUGGUAAUAUUAUUGAUAAAAGAAAAUUGUUUCAAAAAAUUAAUCAACUUGAAUUUGAAGAUGUUGUAUUUAAUCCUGAUAAAGGCAAAAGGGUUAAUCGUAAUAAUGAUGUUUAUUUGGGUUAUUCGAAUAAUAUACAAGAAACACAUUCGUCAUUGAUGACAUUGAGUAUUGAUGAUGAUUAUUUGUUGAAUAAAGAAAAAAGAGAUAUUGAAAAUAUACAAAAAGAUGUUGAAAAUAAAGAAAAGUUACUGGCUGAUGUAUUGAGUUUUGAUUUAUCAGAGUUUAUAAAACAGUCAGAUGAUUCUCAGGAUGAUAAUAAUAUUGAUUCAAUUAAUUAUGUUAGUUGUAUUAUUAAUAAAAUUGAUGAUGAUCAUUUUAAUGUUAAUAAUAAUAACUAUAUUGAUGAAAAAAUUAUUCAACAAAGUGAGGAGGAGAUAGAGGAUGAUGAUGAAGAAGAAGAAGAAUCUGUUAGUUACAGAACAGAAUUGAAUAAAUUAAAAAAUCUUUCUAGCUUAAAAAUUGAAAAUAAUCAUUCAAUUGAAAAUCGUGUUGAAAUAAAUGAAAAUACUACGCCAAAGGAUCUUUCAAAAGAGCAUCGAUUUAAUGUAUUAUCGAAAGAAUUUGUAACUUCAGCAAUUUGUGAUGACAUUGACGAUUGGGUUGUUGUGUAAGAAAUGACAUGGAAACUAUAAUUUAUUAAUCAAACUUUUUUUUUUUCUUAAUUGAAUAUAAUUACAAGACUAAUAUGCAAUUUAUUUCCUUAAUACUCUCAAACGUAAAUAUAUAUUUUUUACAGUAAAUAACAAAAAAUAAAAAAGGAUAUAACAUUCUACUUAAUUUUUUUUAAUAAACACAAUAAUAAAAAUAUAAUAAUUUAUCUUUUAAUAAAUAUGUCCUUUCUUUUCAAUAUAAAAAUAUUUAAUUGUUAGAAAAAAUUUGUUGGUUUUUUUUUUUAUGUAAAUUUCGUGCUAGUCAUUGUUGAUAAAUAAAAAAAUAUAAUUUAUGUAAAGUUAUUUUCUAAUAAAUAAGACAAAAUUAAGAUUAAAAAAAAUAAAAAAUUUGCUUUUAAU
Messenger RNA from Aphidius gifuensis, 2753 nucleotides. Its product is annotated as WD repeat-containing protein CG11141. The transcript is spliced from 3 exons. Bases 282 to 2354 code for a protein of 690 amino acids. NCBI's taxonomy places the organism in Eukaryota, Metazoa, Arthropoda, Insecta, Hymenoptera, Braconidae. The record is from RefSeq and is a predicted model, not a curated record. Gene Ontology annotation, molecular function: protein binding.